Molecule: messenger RNA, 339 nt
Organism: Paramecium octaurelia
Lineage: Eukaryota; Ciliophora; Oligohymenophorea; Peniculida; Parameciidae
Source: the annotation of a GenBank genome assembly
AUGAAUAAUUCUCCCUACAUUGUGAAAAGAAAAUAGAGACAAGGCGAUUGGGUUUGCGCAGUUUGCAAGAAUCUGAAUUUUUCAUUCAGAAGCACAUGUAAGACUCACUUUAGUAUCAUUUUUAGGCAAUAGAUGUAAUAAACUUCCGAAUAAGGCAUCUUCAAAACAUUAAUAUAAAGGGUUUCAAACAUUGGUUCUCAUCCAUUAUGAGGAACCAAUUGAAAGUAUGGAUGAACUUCUUGAAAAUUAAAUAGAUCCAAAUGUCACAUCUAGCCUUUUAGUAUUAGGCUUAGAUCAAUUUUGAAUUUAUAUUUUUUUAUUUUUCUUUAAUAAAAUUUU